CCAUGCGGCCAAUUCUGCUACUGCUCGCGCUUGUUGCGUUGGCGUCGUCUGCUGUUGUACCUCGAACAAGGCGAAACCAUGCUGCUAGUCGGGCGAUAAUUCAGCACAUGCUGACGAAGGGAUUGUACUCGGAAGAGUCCGUCGAGUCUACCAGCAGCAGUGAUCGAGAUGAGCGUAUUGUGGUCGAGAACUACUUCACGACCCGGCUAAACCACUUUAAUCAUCAGCAACGGGAGGACUGGACUUUGCGGUAUCUCUCUGUUACGGAGCACUACAGGCCGGGAGGUCCCAUCUUGAUUCGCUUGUCCGGAAAUGGACCCGUUCGGCGGGAUAUGAUCAACGAAUCUUCGCUGAUCACCGAGCUGGCUCGAGAAAUGGGCGGGGCUGUGUAUGCAUUUGAAACACGAUUUUACGGCAUGAGCAAGCCCACCAAUGACGUCAACACGGAAAUUAUGCGCUUUUUGAAAACCGAUCAGAUCAUGGCCGAUUUGGUGGAGUUCAUCAUUUAUCUGAAGCGUGACGUGUUCCGGGAUGAGAACAUGCCGGUGUUGGUGUCGGGCGCAGGUUACGGAGGAGCGUUGGCCACGUGGUUCCGCGUCCGAUAUCCUCACAUGGGUGAUGCCGCCUGGUCUUCUGGAGGAUACCACGAAGCUGUGCUGGAUUUUAGCGACUUUGCCGAAUCCUGGAGUGAGACGCUGGUCGAUUACGGCAGUCAACAAUGCUACAACGAACUUUUCGUUGCGUUUAACGUGAUGCAAAACCUGAUCGAUAUCGGUAUGACCGAUAUGCUGUACGAGAAGCUGAACAUCUGCACCGAAAUUGACCCGGAGGAUAGUCUCCAGGUGCAGUACUUCUUCAGCACGCUGAUGACCGCCGUAGAAAUGCACACCCUGCGCAAUAGAAACUUGACCGACUUUUCCACCUUCUGCGACGAACUCCUCAGUACGGAAGCCGCCACAGCUGUCGAAGCGUUCACCACCUGGUUCAACUCGCGCUUCACCGAGGACGAAGGUUGCAUCGUGACGGAUCUCCAAACCGUAGUCGAUGCGUUCCGCCAAACAGACUGGGACUCCCCGUUGGUGGCUAACGGAGCCCGUCAAUGGAUGUACCAACAGUGUGCCGAGUUUGGCUGGUUCCAGACAACCAACUCAGCGUAUCAACCGUUUGGAAACCGCGUCACCGUUGAGCUGCACGCGGAAAUUUGUCGCAUGGUGUUCGGUGAAUGGGCAACGGAGGAAACCAUCCUGCAAGCCGCGGAACGUACCAACAAUCGCUUUGCGGCGCUUACGCCAAACACGAGGCGAAUCCACUUCACCAGUGGGGCGGAAGAUCCCUGGAGGGCGGUGACGAUCAGGGAAGAUCUGGGCGGACGGGCCACCGCCGACGUUAUACCGGGUAUACUGAGCGGUUCCGAAAUGAAGGCCACCUCGGAGAAUGAUUCGGAGGAGCUGCGAGCAGCUAAGAGGAGGAUAAAGACUGUGCUGAAAGAUUACAUACUGCGACCGAGUGGUGGAGGUAAUCCGGGAGGACCGGGAGGGCCAGGCGGCCCAGGAGGUCCUGGAAACUUAUAAUUAUAUAUUUAUUUAUGUGAGUUGUGAUUGUGGGAAUUGAAUAAUAUAAUUAAAUGAUUUAUGUAAUGAAAG
Messenger RNA from Culex quinquefasciatus (southern house mosquito), 1643 nucleotides. Its product is annotated as thymus-specific serine protease. NCBI's taxonomy places the organism in Eukaryota, Metazoa, Arthropoda, Insecta, Diptera, Culicidae. The transcript has 2 exons. The coding region runs from base 3 to 1571 and encodes 522 amino acids. Gene Ontology annotation, biological process: proteolysis. The record is from RefSeq and is a predicted model, not a curated record. Gene Ontology annotation, molecular function: serine-type exopeptidase activity; dipeptidyl-peptidase activity.